AUGCCUGAAAGAAGGUGGGUGGAACGAUCUUCGGACCAAGUAAUCAAACCAGUAAACAUGGAGGCCCUUAGCAAGUGGGUUGGAAACAUACCCGAUGACGUAGUGCGGGAUAUGGCGGACAUAGCGCCUAUGCUUUCUGUCUUGGGUUAUGAUCCCUAUGCGAAUCCACCGGAAUAUGGAAAACCAGAUGAUCAGGUUGCUCAAAAGACAAAAGACAUCCUACGCAACAAGAACGUCUGGGACAAAAAAGCCAAAGAAAUGUUCAGCCUCGGGUGGGACAAUGGAGGUGACACAGGUAUGGACAAAGACCCCAGCGACAAUCCGAACUUGACGUGA
Ceutorhynchus assimilis (cabbage seed weevil) is the source of this 336-nucleotide messenger RNA. The record is from the annotation of a GenBank genome assembly. Lineage: Eukaryota; Metazoa; Arthropoda; Insecta; Coleoptera; Curculionidae.